This is a messenger RNA of Phascolarctos cinereus (koala), 3337 nucleotides long. The record is from RefSeq and is a predicted model, not a curated record. NCBI's taxonomy places the organism in Eukaryota, Metazoa, Chordata, Mammalia, Diprotodontia, Phascolarctidae.
ACACGUGGCGGCUGAUGUAACCCUGGCUCCCCUACGCCGCAUUUAAAGGGGCAGCGCCCCGCCCCCUCCGGAACGGAGGUGCAGGGAGCCUUUUCCAGAGGCGCUCUGAGGCCCCCAAUUCCGAUACCCCUGCCCCUCGUCUUUCCCCCGGCCAGACUAAACUGCCCGAGGAGGCCGCGCCCCUCUGCUUGACGAUCCUUAAAGGGGCCGCAUCCCCCUCCCCUGACCUCCUGGGCCGGGGAGCUUGCUCAUCUCCACCCCCACGCCCCACCCCACCCUGCUCCCAAAGCCCAGCCCAGGCUGGCCCCCCAGAGAAGGCCUAAAGCCGAUGAGAAGCUGGGGGAUGAGAGGGGGGCGGGGGGGUGGGGAGCGAAGGCGCGGGACCAGGGAGGACAGACAAAGGGGGCCUGCGGGGUCUGCACGGCUGCGGCAGCGACAGCGGAGGCGGCCAGGCUGGGGCGGCGAUGGUGAGCAGGCCGGCGGGCGCCGGCACGCCCACUCUGGCCGCCUUCCCCCCUCCAGAGAGCAGUCACCAGCAGACCUCCAGCUUUUGAUGCCAGGGGCCUGAACAGAGCUGGAACCCAAGACCGUGAGUGCUGCCCGGGCCUUCAGAGCCCCACACCCACGGCAGCCUGAUUCCCUGGGGUCACCAUGGCAGUCAAGAAUGUCAAAGGGUUGCAGAAUGGUGCUGUCCCCAGUGAGGCGGCCAAACGGGACAAGAACCUCAAACGCGGCAACUGGGGCAACCAGAUUGAGUUUGUGCUGACCAGUGUGGGCUAUGCCGUGGGGUUGGGCAACGUCUGGAGAUUCCCUUAUCUAUGCUAUCGCAACGGGGGAGGCGCUUUCAUGUUCCCCUACUUCAUCAUGCUGGUGUUCUGUGGCAUCCCGCUCUUCUUCAUGGAGCUCUCCUUUGGCCAGUUUGCCAGCCAGGGCUGCCUGGGGGUCUGGAGGAUAAGCCCCAUGUUUAAAGGUGUGGGCUACGGCAUGAUGGUGGUGUCCACCUACAUUGGCAUCUACUACAACGUAGUUAUCUGCAUCGCCUUCUACUACUUUUUCUCCUCUAUGACCCCCGUGCUACCCUGGGCAUACUGCAACAACCCCUGGAACACGCUCGACUGUGCUGGGGUCCUCGACGCCGCCAACCUCACCAACGGCUCGGACCCAGCCCACGGGCCCCUCAACCUCUCCCAGAUGCUCAACUACACCCUUAAGAGGACCAGCCCCAGUGAGGAGUACUGGCGGCGCUACGUGCUAAAGCUGUCAGAUGACAUUGGCAACUUUGGGGAGGUGCGGUUACCCCUGCUUGGGUGCCUCGGAGUCUCCUGGGUGGUUGUCUUCCUCUGCCUCAUCCGCGGCGUCAAGUCCUCAGGGAAAGUGGUCUACUUCACAGCUACAUUUCCCUAUGUGGUGCUGACCAUUCUGUUUGUUCGGGGGGUCACCUUGGAAGGCGCCUUCACAGGUAUCAUGUACUACCUGACACCACAAUGGGACAAGAUCCUGGAGGCCAAGGUGUGGGGAGAUGCUGCCUCGCAGAUCUUCUACUCCCUAGGCUGCGCUUGGGGGGGUCUCAUCACCAUGGCUUCAUACAACAAGUUCCACAACAAUUGUUACAGGGAUAGCAUCAUUAUCAGCAUCACGAACUGUGCCACCAGCGUUUAUGCGGGCUUUGUCAUCUUCUCCAUCCUCGGCUUCAUGGCAAACCACUUGGGUGUGGACGUAUCCCGAGUAGCUGACCAUGGCCCGGGCUUGGCCUUUGUAGCCUACCCAGAAGCCCUCACCCUGCUGCCCAUCUCCCCUCUCUGGUCUCUGCUCUUCUUCUUCAUGCUCAUCCUGCUGGGACUGGGCACUCAGUUCUGCCUUCUGGAGACCCUGGUGACUGCGGUUGUGGAUGAAGUGGGGAAUGAAUGGAUCUUGAAGAAGAAAACCUACGUCACUUUGGCUGUGGCCAUCGCUGGGUUCUUGCUAGGGGUCCCCCUGACCAGCCAGGCGGGCAUCUACUGGCUACUGCUAAUGGACAACUACGCUGCCAGCUUCUCAUUGGUCAUCAUUUCCUGCAUCAUGUGUGUGACCAUCAUGUACAUCUAUGGACACCGGAACUACUUCCAGGACAUCCAGAUGAUGCUUGGCUUCCCACCCCCUCUCUUUUUCCAGAUGUGCUGGCGUUUUGUCUCCCCAGCUAUCAUCUUUUUCAUCCUCAUCUUCACGGUGAUCCAGUAUCGACCAAUUACCUACAACCAGUACCAGUACCCAGGCUGGGCAGUGGCCAUCGGCUUCCUCAUGGCUCUAUCCUCGGUCAUCUGCAUCCCUCUCUAUGCCCUGUUCCAGCUCUGCCGUGUGGAUGGGGACACUUUUCUACAGCGUUUGAAAAAUGCCACGACACCGAGCAGGGACUGGGGUCCGGCCCUCCCUGAGCACCGGACAGGUCGCUAUGCCCCUGCUACAGGAGUCUCCCCGGAGGACGGGCUGGAGGUUCAGCCCCUGCACCCAGACAAGGCCCACAACUUGCUCCGGGGCAGCAAUGGCUCUGCCCACCCCCAGGACUCCCGGAUAUAAGCACUGCUGCAGGGGGCUGACCCCCUCCAAGCCCUUCCCUACCCACCCUUCAGAGACUGCCCCAGGCAGGAGGCAGUGAGCACCCUGCCUGCUGCUGCUGCCACCACCACCGCUAACCCUGUGCCCUUUGAGUCUCUCAUCCUGUGUCUCCCCCUGCCCAUUCCCCCAGCGUUUACAUUACAAGUCCCUUUUCUGUGCCAGGACCAGGAGGGGGCAGAGGUCAGGGGCCAGCUCUGUCCCUCCACCCUAAAUCUGUCCACACACCAAGGGAUGUGGGGCCUAGGCUGAAGGUGGCUGGUGGGAGGAUGGGGUAGAAGUGGCAGUGAGGAAGGAGAGGGUGCGCCCCCAAGGAGGCCAAGAUGUUGGGAGCCUUUUGCUGCUGCAGGGUGAACGGGAGCCCUUGAGCCCCCUGUCACCCAGGACCCUGGGCUCUGGGCAAGCUCUUGGCCUAGGAGAGUUGGGAAGGACCUCAGAAGCCACUGAGUGUCACCUGGAGUGAGAGGGCCACCUUGCCCUUCACCCAGGAAAGGCAAAACCCCAAACCAGGGGCCCGUCUGGCCUUGUGGGACCAGCCUCCUUCAUGCUUUCUGCUGUUCUCUUGACCCCCACUAGAAAGGGGAGGUGCCCAGCCUCAGCCCUGAGGGCCAGGAGGGCUGUGACCUUCCUGUGCCCAGCAUGCAGCUGGCUGCCACCCUGGGUCUCAGAUGGUGCCAGGCCAGGCCUGGCACACACCCUUCCCAAGGAUGCCAAACUCCGUCCCUGAAGAUGAAAUGUGAUGUCCCAA